Ochotona princeps (American pika) is the source of this 3476-nucleotide messenger RNA. RefSeq names its product tousled like kinase 1 (gene TLK1). Gene Ontology annotation, biological process: peptidyl-serine phosphorylation; chromosome segregation; intracellular signal transduction. The transcript is spliced from 21 exons. NCBI's taxonomy places the organism in Eukaryota, Metazoa, Chordata, Mammalia, Lagomorpha, Ochotonidae. Bases 254 to 2551 code for a protein of 765 amino acids. The record is from RefSeq and is a predicted model, not a curated record. Gene Ontology annotation, cellular component: nucleus. Gene Ontology annotation, molecular function: ATP binding; protein serine/threonine kinase activity.
GCGCGCCCGCCCGCUCCCUCGCUUCUCCCCCUUUCCCUCCUCCCCGUCCCCUCUCCUUCCCUCACCUCUUCCCUCCCCACCUCCCCUGCUCUCGGUUUCCUCCCCCAUCCCCUUGACUCUCCCCUCCCUGCCCUCGCGCUCUUGUCGCUCGCUCGCCCUCAGCCGCGGCCCCCGCCAUGACGGAGGCGGGUGCCGGUGCCGUUGCCGCCGCUGCCGUCGCAGGGGGGGAGUCGGGUUCCCAGAAAGUAGCUUGAUGAGUGUCCAAAGUAGCAGUGGAAGUUUGGAGGGGCCGCCAUCUUGGUCCCAGCUCUCCACGUCUCCAACCCCGGGCUCGGCGGCGGCGGCCAGGUCCCUGCUGAAUCACACGCCGCCAUCCGGGAGGCCCAGGGAAGGUGCAAUGGAUGAGCUUCACAGUCUGGAUCCGAGAAGGCAAGAGCUGUUGGAAGCCAGGUUCACUGGAGUUGCGAGUGGGAGCACGGGGAGCACGGGCAGCUGCAGUGUUGGAGCGAAAGCCUCAACAAAUAAUGAAAGUUCUAAUCACAGUUUUGGAAGCUUGGGAUCUCUAAGUGACAAAGAAUCAGAGACACCAGAGAAGAAACAAUCAGAAUCAUCUAGGGGAAGAAAGAGGAAAGCAGAAAACCAGAAUGAAAGUAGCCAGGGAAAAAUUAUUGGGGGACGUGGCCACAAAAUUAGCGACUAUUUUGAAUACCAAGGUGGGAAUGGCUCAAGUCCAGUAAGAGGCAUACCUCCUGCAAUCCGUUCUCCUCAAAAUUCACAUUCACAUUCCACUCCUUCCUCAUCUGUUCGACCGAAUAGCCCUUCUACAGCAUUAGUUUUUGGGGACCACCCUGUUGUACAACCAAAGCAGUUAUCCUUUAAAAUUACUCAGACUGAUCUCACAAUGCUGAAAUUAGCAGCAUUAGAAAGUAAUAAAAACCAGGACCUGGAAAAGAAGGAAGGUCGUAUAGAUGAUUUGCUCAGGGCUAACUGUGAUCUCAGACGGCAAAUAGAUGAACAACAAAAAUUACUUGAAAAAUACAAAGAACGAUUAAAUAAGUGCAUAUCAAUGAGCAAGAAACUUCUUAUUGAAAAGAGUACACAAGAAAAACUAUCAAGCAGAGAGAAGAGUAUGCAAGAUAGAUUACGCCUUGGGCACUUUACCACAGUUAGACAUGGCGCUUCAUUUACUGAACAAUGGACAGAUGGUUUUGCAUUUCAGAAUCUUGUGAAGCAGCAAGAAUGGGUGAAUCAGCAAAGAGAAGAGAUUGAGAGGCAAAGGAAGCUUCUAGCCAAACGCAAACCUCCCACGGCUAAUAAUUCCCAGGCACCAUCUACCAAUUCUGAACCGAAACAAAGGAAAAACAAAGCAGUCAAUGGAGCAGAAAACGAUCCCUUUGUUAGACCAAAUUUACCACAACUGUUGACUUUGGCAGAAUAUCAUGAACAGGAAGAAAUUUUCAAACUUAGACUAGGACAUCUCAAAAAGGAAGAGGCAGAGAUCCAGGCAGAACUGGAACGUUUGGAAAGAGUUAGAAAUCUCCAUAUACGAGAGCUCAAAAGAAUAAACAACGAAGAUAAUUCACAGUUCAAAGAUCACCCAACGUUAAAUGAAAGAUAUUUAUUACUUCAUCUGCUUGGUAGAGGCGGUUUCAGUGAAGUUUAUAAGGCUUUUGACCUUUAUGAACAAAGAUAUGCUGCUGUGAAGAUCCAUCAGCUUAAUAAAAGCUGGAGAGAUGAGAAAAAAGAAAACUACCACAAACAUGCCUGCAGAGAGUAUAGAAUACACAAAGAACUGGAUCACCCCAGGAUAGUUAAACUCUAUGAUUAUUUCUCCUUGGAUACAGAUACAUUUUGUACAGUGCUAGAAUUCUGUGAAGGAAAUGACUUGGAUUUCUAUCUGAAGCAACAUAAGUUAAUGUCAGAGAAAGAAGCUAGAUCUAUUGUAAUGCAGAUUGUGAAUGCACUAAGAUAUCUCAACGAGAUCAAACCCCCUAUUAUACAUUACGAUCUUAAGCCAGGAAACAUCCUCUUGGUAGAUGGAACAGCAUGUGGAGAAAUCAAAAUCACUGAUUUUGGCCUGUCCAAGAUUAUGGAUGAUGAUAGCUACGGUGUAGACGGAAUGGACCUCACUUCCCAAGGCGCAGGCACAUACUGGUAUUUACCUCCUGAGUGCUUUGUAGUUGGAAAAGAGCCGCCCAAGAUUUCCAACAAGGUUGACGUGUGGUCAGUUGGGGUCAUCUUCUUCCAGUGUCUCUAUGGUAGAAAGCCAUUUGGUCACAAUCAAUCUCAGCAAGACAUUCUUCAAGAAAAUACAAUAUUAAAAGCCACAGAAGUUCAGUUCCCUGUGAAGCCAGUUGUCAGCAGCGAAGCCAAGGCCUUUAUAAGACGCUGUUUGGCAUAUCGAAAAGAAGAUCGAUUUGACGUGCACCAACUGGCAAAUGACCCAUACCUCCUCCCACACAUGAGAAGAUCGAAUUCUUCAGGAAACCUGCACAUGGCUGGGCUGACAGCAUCCCCGACACCCCCUUCUUCAAGCAUAAUUACUUACUGACUCUCCUCCAAAGUUGGCAUAGGAUCUUUGGAAUGCUUCCAGAUGCACACUUGCGUUUGAAAGCAUUUGAGCACUGUCUUUAUUUCCACAUGAGACCUGGUUAAGAACCGUGUCUUGACAGCGUCAUUUGUGAGAGUGGAUCAUGGAUGACCGAGCAUACACUUCCCAGCAUCCACCGUGAGCAGCACAGGGAGACUGCCUGUUGCAGACACAGGAAGGCCAUGUGAAGACACAAGAAAACCUGGCUUUCCUGUUAAUCUGGGGGAACAUUGUAAAUAACGUUUAUAGUACUUAAAUACAUUUGAUUGUUACUAGAGAGUUCUAAUAUGAAGGGUAGUUUUUCAUUAUUUAAAAACACAUGGGGGGAAAAAUGAGACAUUUCUAACACAAGAACUACAGUGCCUGGAUACAUUCUUCAGCAUUUGGCAGUUCACCUGCUGAGACCAAAGUAAGAACUGAGUGACGGUGACGGUUGUGUUUUACAGUGCAGAAUGUGAGAGACUCUGGACAAAGUUAGUCUUUGUCCUUUGCCUGUUCUGGCUUUUACCAAGUUGUACCUCGAAACCCCCACUUGUCCUUUUUUCCCACUGGUUAUAUUAAAGGGAGAGCUGUUAUUCUUAGAUACUCUCCACCUUUGACAAAAUCAGCUGCGUGUUUGGAAGUCAGUUGAAUUCACUGAAUUAUGACAUCUCUAGUGAUUUCAACAUGUUUGAAUUGCCAACAGGUAUUUUUCUUUUGUUACCAGGCCUUGUUCAUUAAAACAAGUGACAGUAUGUAACCAAAUGCAGACUAGUUCUAUGCAGGAUAAUGAUAAAUUCCCUUCUCACUCUAUUGUAAAUUACUGUACAGGUGUCAUAUUUCAAUUACUAAGUUUCAGCAGCUUAUUCUUGUACAAAUGUUUAAAAAUAUGGCUUUUCUAAUUGGA